Messenger RNA from Sardina pilchardus (European sardine), 2246 nucleotides. It is a transcript of the gene prpf4, whose product is annotated as pre-mRNA splicing tri-snRNP complex factor PRPF4. Gene Ontology annotation, molecular function: U4 snRNA binding; U6 snRNA binding; protein binding. Gene Ontology annotation, biological process: mRNA splicing, via spliceosome. The record is from RefSeq and is a predicted model, not a curated record. The transcript is spliced from 14 exons. Lineage: Eukaryota; Metazoa; Chordata; Actinopteri; Clupeiformes; Clupeidae. Gene Ontology annotation, cellular component: U4/U6 x U5 tri-snRNP complex. The coding region runs from base 169 to 1692 and encodes 507 amino acids.
CUAUGAAUCCUGAUGACAUGACUUUGGGAAAAAUCAUCAUCCGUCUUUGAAAGAGCUCAGCGCUUACGUAUAUUGUGUGCGACCAGCAAAACGCGGCUGUUUCGUUGUUUCUUCAUUGAAAAAGGCUCCAGAUCUGUCUAUAUACCUUUGACAAGACCACUUAUAAAGAUGUCGGACGACGAAGACGCACCCAUGGUGAAGAGGUCCCGCAUCUUCUAUGGGAGUCUAGAGGAGAAGGAGCGAGAACGGUUGGGCAGGGAAGGUGCCGGUGGGUCAGGGAAAGAUGGGGUCAAAGCUGGAAUCGACGCUGGCAACAUCAACAUCUCCAGUGGUGAGGUGAUGGACAUGGAGGAGCGUGUGAGCGAGAGACAGUCAGAGGUGCUGGCUGAGUUUGAGAGGCGUAAGAGAGCGAGACAGAUCACUGUAUCCACUGAUGAUGCAGAGGUCAAAGCUUGCUUACGAGCUCUCGGCGAGCCAAUCACACUCUUCGGGGAGGGGCCAGCAGAUAGAAGAGAGAGAUUAAGAAACGUCCUGUCUGUGGUGGGGCCUGAUGUACUGAAGAAGUCCAAGAAGGAUGAGGAAAAAGCCAAACGGACCCAGGAAGAGUGUCAGCAGACGUGGUAUCACGAGGGCCCUACUACUCUGAAAGACGCUCGACUGUGGAUCGCCCAUUACUCUCUGCCCAGGGCAAUGAAACGGCUGGAAGAGGCCAGAGCUCAUAAGGAAAUCCCAGAGUCCACACGCACAGUCAAGCAACAGGAGCUCCACAAAAAUCUCAGGAAUCUAAAUAACUUCUGCAGUCAGAUUGGAGAUGACAGACCUAUUUCAUACUGUCAGUUCAGUCCCAACUCUAAACUACUUGUAACAGCCUCAUGGAGUGGCUUAUGUAAACUCUGGAAUAUCCCAGACUGCAGCUUGGUUCGCACACUAAGGGGUCAUGACACCAACGUGGGGGCAAUCUGUUUCCACCCAAAGGCCACGAUAUCCUUGGAGGAGUCGGACAUCAACAUGGCCUCCUGUGCCGCGGAUGGAUCAGUCAAAUUGUGGAGUCUGGACAGUGACGAGCCCGUUGCUGACAUAGAAGGCCACUCCGUUAGGGUGGCACGAGUAGCCUGGCAUCCAUCCGGGCGUUUCCUGGGUACCACCUGUUAUGAUAACUCCUGGCGGCUGUGGGACUUGGAUGCACAAGAAGAAAUUCUUCACCAGGAGGGCCACAGCAAGGGUGUCCAUGACCUGCACUUCCACCCCGAUGGUUCUUUGGCAGGGACUGGUGGUUUGGAUGCGUUUGGUCGUAUUUGGGACCUGCGGACUGGUCGCUGUGUCAUGUUCCUGGAAGGUCAUUUGAAGGAGAUCUACAGUAUCAACUUUUCUCCCAAUGGCUUUAACGUUGCAACAGGAAGUGGGGAUAACACCUGUAAGGUGUGGGACCUGCGUCACAGGAAGUGUAUUUACACCAUCCCUUCCCAUCAGAACCUUGUGUCUUCAGUCAAAUUCCAACCCACUGACGGUCACUACCUGUUGACUGGCGCGUACGACAACAUGGCGAAGGUGUGGACCCACCCUGGCUGGUCUCCGCUAAAGACCUUGGCGGGUCACGAGGGCAAGGUGAUGGGUGUGGAUCUGUCUCCAGAUGGCCAGUUCAUAGCAACCUGCUCCUACGACCGUACCUUCAAACUCUGGAUGUCCGAGUAACAAAGGGUUCGAGGGACUAUGUAUUUGUGUGUGCACUUGGGAAAGUGUGUGUGAGUGCGUGCGUGCGUGCGUGCGUGCGUGUUCGUGUGAGAGUGUGUGUGAGAGAGAAAGGAGCGUGACCCAAAGACCACUGGGUUUUUACAUAGUAAAACCAGUCUUUAUUAUCAUCUUGUUAAGACUAUUUGCCUGUAAGAUUCCAUGGUAACAAUCCGGAUAUGAGCUGACCAUAUUUCCCAAAUCUGUGUGGUCUAAUUUUACCGUUUUUUUUGUGAUCACCUCAGAGCGAGAUUCAAACAUUCUCUUGCUGACAACCAGUUGCCCAUCUGGCAAAUCACACUGUAAAAAAUCCUAUGUUUGUGGGUUUUAUGAAUGAAAAUUGAGUAUAUGGAGAAUUUGAGUGGAUUAUUGCCUCACGUUUGUAAAUUUUUUAGAAAGACAAAAAAAAGACAUGCAAGACCUGAUUUUUUUUUUUAGUGCAAAGCAUGUCAGAUGCCUCCUUUUUCAAUUCUUUUGUUUUUAUUAAAAAAACAAAAACAAUGUUAGAGGUCUUUGUC